UAUCUCGCGUUUGGGGUUUGAAUGGUGGAAGACAGAGGGCCGUGUCGAUGUUUUGUGAUCUUUGGCCUUUUUCCGAAAGACCAAACGGGCGGGUCAGCACGAUGAAAUUAAGCGAACGCUUUCGGAGAGUAGAGAGCGUAAAGACACCGUACCGCGUUUAGGUGAAAGCGAGCGAGCUCUGCCAACCCAAUUCCUCGAGCGGACAUUGCGUGUGAAUACGGUGACAGUCAACAGCGUCCUCCCACCCUGCUUUUAUAUAAUGGAAGAUCGCAUACAGAUAUGAUGUGCUGAUGUAUACGGGAUAACAUACGGGAGCUUUGCGUGGAUGGUUGAGUUGACUUUGCGACGCCUCGGUUCAUCUCGAGUCUCUUAUUUGUCGCCUGUGUUAUUGUGAAACUGAAGCAAUGGCGAGGCACACGGUAGUCGGGGCUAGAGCCGUUUGCCCUGCUUUCAACAGCUAGCCUUCCGCGGGUGGCCACCUAACUUAACCAACUCUAGUAGGACUAGCUGACUCCUGCGGCAACGCGAGCUCCGCGCAGGGGCUGUCUGUACCAGGUGAAGCUGGCGGCGCUCCGGUUAGAGUCGGAGGAGAAGGAUCUGGGCGCCAUGGCGUGGGUGCUGAAGAUGGACGAUGCUACCAUCGAGUCUGGGCUCGUGCACGACUUCGAUGCCAGUUUGUCUGGCAUUGGCCAGGAGCUCGGGGCUGGCGCGUACAGCAUGAGUGAUGUGUUGGCUCUGCCCAUCUUUAAGCAGGAAGAUGUUAGCGUUCCUGUGGAGUCGGACACCAAGAAUCCUCCGUUUCAGUACGUGCUGUGUGCCGCCACCUCCCCUGCUGUUAAACUACACGAGGAGACGCUCACCUACCUAAACCAAGGCCAGUCAUAUGAGAUCCGAUUGCUUGAUAACAGGAAAAUAGGGGAGAUGCCUGAACUCGACAACAAGACUGUUAAGAGUAUAGUUAGGGUGGUUUUCCAUGACCGAAGGCUUCAGUACAUGGAGCACCAGCAGCUGGAGGGCUGGAAAUGGAAUCGGCCUGGCGACCGCCUCCUCGACAUCGAUAUCCCCUUGUCAGUUGGCAUCACUGAGCCCUGCACACAGCCAUCACAGCUAAACGCUGCGGAUUUCCUGUGGGAUCUCUCCAAGCGAGCGUCUGUGUUUGUGCAGGUUCAUUGCAUCAGUACAGAGUUCACCCCACGGAAACACGGCGGAGAGAAGGGAGUCCCGUUCCGGAUCCAGAUUGACACUUUUAAACAAAAUGAAAGCGGAGAGUACACCGAGCACCUGCACUCCGCCAGCUGCCAGAUCAAAGUCUUUAAGCCAAAGGGAGCAGACAGAAAACAAAAAACAGACCGAGAGAAGAUGGAGAAAAAGACUGUGCAGGAGAAAGAGAAAUAUCAGCCUUCUUAUGACACCACUAUUUUGUCAGAGACUCAAUUGGAGCCUGUGAUUGAGGAGGCUGUAGAAUAUGAGCUAAAGAAAUCCAGCAAGCGGACACUUCCUGCAGACUGUGGCGAUUCCAUCGCCAAAAGCAAAAGAGGAAGUUGCUCUCCAUGGCCAGAUAAUGCAUACGUCAACCCCAACACAGCAGCUACACCGACCUUCACCUCCAGCACACACACCUACAGCAGUAGCAGCACAGUACCAGACAGUGAGUCAUCUUCACCUAACCAUCAAGUGGAUCUUGGUAGUUUCGUGUCUAUGGAGUCUCUGAGUCCCACAGCGUCUAUACAGGACACACAGAAGUGGCUGCUUAAGAACAGAUUUAACUCAUACAGUCGUAUUUUCACCCAUUUCUCAGGUUCUGAUCUACUGAAAUUAACUCGUGAGGAUUUAGUCCAAAUUUGUGGUGCAGCUGAUGGAAUCAGACUCUACAAUGCACUUAAGUCAAGAGCAGUGCGUCCCAGACUCACAGUCUAUGUGUCCCUGGAGGCAUCUCAGAGUGAGAGCCCUCUACUGGAGAAACGUGGCCACAGCAAAAACGGCGAACACAGCAGUCCAACAUCCAUACCUGUUUACCACGCUCUUUACCUUGAGGAGAUGACCGCUUGUGAGCUAACUAGGAAAAUCUCCAGUGUCUUGGCGCUGCCGCUGUCCCACAUCAGCCAAGUCUACAAACAGGGGCCCACAGGGAUACACAUACUACUCAGUGACCAGAUGGUUUAUAACUUCCCAGAUGAGAGCAGUUUCAUUGCCAGCACAAUACAAGAUGACACCAGUGAUGGAUUUCACAUUGUCCUGAAGUAGAGCUGCUGCAAGCAACGUGAAGCAGAGUGUGAUGACAUCACAAGGCUCCGUACUGCCAUUCUUGAGCACUGAACAUGUUCCCUCCAUCCUCCUCUCUCUUCCUUUCCUCAUCUCUCUCUCGUUCUUCACGUCUCACAUGUCGGAGAGAGAGAGAGAGAUAGCCGGGGUUGGGCAGGACCUCCUAACUGUUAGAAUCUGACUUCAGUGUGUUAUUUGUUUCAUAUUGAAAACACUUAAACUGAUGCCAGUGUGUGCGAGCGGUGGGCUUUUAAGUAUGCAUGCGAGUGUGUUUUUAAAGGUUGAAUCGGGAGGGAUGGAGGUGGUCAGAAACUGCAAAGAAGUAGAGGAGAAUUGUGACCACUUUUACUUCAGCAUGGUGUUCGUGGACGAAUCUGAGCAUCCGGCGCCGUGAUACGGCUGCGCUCAGACUCUGUCCUCACUUUGCUAGUUAUGAACGUACAGUACUUACUUGAGUUUAUCCGCCUUUUGUCUGUGAGUUGUCAAGUGUUUCACUACCUGCCCCUUCGAACUGGCCUGCAGACGCCAUCACAAACCCCUCGGUAGAUAGUAAUGACCUCUUUUUCCAAUGUGGGGAAACGCGGCCUGACUUAGGCAUGCACAGGACGUCUUUAUGUCUGUCUGGAUGAAA
This is a messenger RNA of Sinocyclocheilus rhinocerous, 2893 nucleotides long. Its product is annotated as upstream-binding protein 1-like. The record is from RefSeq and is a predicted model, not a curated record. Gene Ontology annotation, molecular function: DNA-binding transcription activator activity, RNA polymerase II-specific; RNA polymerase II cis-regulatory region sequence-specific DNA binding. Gene Ontology annotation, cellular component: nucleus. The transcript has 16 exons. NCBI's taxonomy places the organism in Eukaryota, Metazoa, Chordata, Actinopteri, Cypriniformes, Cyprinidae. Bases 607 to 2244 code for a protein of 545 amino acids. Gene Ontology annotation, biological process: regulation of transcription by RNA polymerase II.